GGCAGAACGAGAAAGAAAUAAAAUAGAAGAAAGACGGAGGCACAGAGCGAGCUUGCGACGAAGAAGGCGAGAAGCUGCGACCCUGCGACGAAGAGCGAACAACAAGACAUCAGCCGCGCCGCGUUCCUCCGUCCACGCCGCGCUUCCAGCCGUCCAGGGGGCUGCGUCGUCGGCCACUCGGCUGUCCUUCCUCUCUGGGUUCUGCCUCCAGCUCUGGCGCAGCACCGCUCCUAGCGAACCGGCAGAACGAGAAAGAAAUAAAAUAGAAGAAAGACGGAGGCACAGAGCGAGCUUGCGACGAAGAAGGCGAGAAGCUGCGACCCUGCGACGAAGAGCGAACAACAAGACAUCAGCCGCGCCGCGUUCCUCCGUCCACGCCGCGCUUCCAGCCGUCCAGGGGGCUGCGUCGUCGGCCACUCGGCUGUCCUUCCUCUCUGGGUUCUGCCUCCAGCUCUGGCGCAGGCUGAAGAUAAGGAGAAUCUGCCUUGUUUUCCAGGCAACCAGUCCACAGAUCCUGAGUUCUGAAUAGAGAUAAGAUCAGCUGCAAUAUCAUGAACAGAACAAAUCCUCCUCCAAAUUGUAGAAUCAGUAGUCUUAGCUAGCAUAUUCCCUCCCCGAGGAUAUUUAGCAUUAAUAAAAUUACCCCAGAAGGAGUUGUUACUUUUCCACUUCCACCAAAGCAUCAAAGUAAAUGAUUUUUCAACAUCAGAUAGCAAUCUUAUUCCCAAACCUCCCUCUUCAGUUGGGAAGCAAAGUUUAGACCAUUUAGCCCAGUGAACCUUCUGUUUUUCAGUAGAUGAACUCCAGAAAAAAUGAGCCAUUUUUUUUCAAGGGUGGAGAUAACUCGCUUAGGCAGAAUAUCAGUGGCUAAGAUAUGAUUAGGAAUAGAACAAAGGACAUGCUUAAUCAAAAUUAACAUGCCUCCUUGAGCUAAAUUCUUUUGCUUCCAGGCAGAUAGUUUAGAAUCAAACAGAUUUAUGAGCUUGUCACAAUAAUGAAAUCUGUUUAUACCUUUAUGUAGUGUAGCUCCCAAGUACUUCAUAGGCAAACUGGAUCUUGUCAUGCCUAGGAUCUUCUGAAUGACAGCGCUUCUGUUCAACAGAAUAUAAAUCUGAUAAGAAAUCAACUGCAGCUUGGCCUAUAUCAGAUAAGUUGGAACAUUCCCUACCCUCUGAAUCCAAAAUAUUGUGUAUCAUUUGCCUCUUUCUUCUGAUUUUUACGAAAGCAUGAAAAUAGUGAGAAUUACAAUCCCCUUCCUUAAGCCAUUUGAUAUGAGAUUUCUGCUUCCAGAAUUUUCUUUCAAGUAUGUACUUACUAAUGAGUAAAGCUUUCUUGUGAUUCCAGUUUUCCCUGUUAGCCUCUGAGGGGCAAAGUUGAAAAUCAUGUUCAGCUUGGGAGGCCUCCUGCUCACAGUACUUGAUAUCAUCAAAAAUAUUCCCAAAGCUCCGAAAUGGGUUUGGCAGCUGUAGCACUUUCAGCUUUGGGUUGCGUGAUAUUUUCAAAAAGCUGUUGUCACAUGGUGUACUUUUCAAGUACUCCGUAUUUACUACUCUCAACUACUUAUGGAGUUCCCUUUCAAAGAAAAAAAACUACUUAUGGAGUUUAGCAUUCACGGGUGUACAUUUGCUCAGCAUUUACUUAUUUUAUUGGGAAAAUGUCUACUACACCACCACCACUACUACCAGAGAGCUUGGAGAAACCUAUAGGGAUAAACAAAUCAAGCUUUAUCCGAGGCACACAUGAAGUUCAGAUCCACUUUUGCCUAACUGAAGCUUUUGGGAAGACCGUGUUGGUGAAAGUGGUGACUUCGAAGUCAAUUGCAAUGAAACAAUCAUUUGACUUCUCUCAGACAUUAUGCAGUCUUCCUUUUAUUUUGCGUCCCUUACUUUCCUUUGUAUCCCCCACCUACUCAUAUUUUUUCUAUGAUCCAUAUUCUACAACUUUCAUGGAUUCUAUUGAUAUUUCAAAGAACCAAAUAAGGGAAUUACUGGAAGCUGUAAACUGUUUACAUAAACGUCUUGGUGGUGGUCAUGGAAAUCUAAAUGAUCCAAACAAUAUUGUUGUAUGGGGAGGGCGUAUAAAACUAACUAGAAUUGUUGCUCCAAUUGGUCCCAAAAUUGAAAUAGACAAAGAUUUUCAAGACCUUGGGCGAAUGCUCUACGACAAGUUUAUUCACAAUGAAAGUUCAUACCACCCCGGACUGACUAGCAUCGUCAGUCUUCUUCUAAAUGAAAUUUCUGGUUUGAAGGGGGAAUGGAUGUGAGAAUUGCAAUGCCGGAGUAUUGGUUUUAUAGCUGAGUGUUAGCAACCUGCUUGCUGGAAAUGAGAUACGCACAAUCUCUUCUACUGUGCGCACCAUCCAAUUCCACCAAUAAAAACUAAGCAUUUAAAAUAGUGACUCACCAUCUAGUCAGACAUUUUAUUCAACAGUGAGCACCUCUAUUUUGGACCAAUAGCAAUGCACCAAAUUAAUUACAGUUGUGCACGCCUCCAUAGGACCAAUAAGAAUUGUUAUGCCACAAAACUUUAUGUGUUGAUGGACGUUUUAACAUUAGAUUGUAUUUCUUUUUCAUUUAUUUUGAUUGAUAAACAAAUAAAGGAUUGAUGUUGACAUUUCUAAGCGGGAACACUGUUCAUCAAAA
This is a messenger RNA of Cuscuta epithymum, 2642 nucleotides long. NCBI's taxonomy places the organism in Eukaryota, Viridiplantae, Streptophyta, Magnoliopsida, Solanales, Convolvulaceae. The record is from the annotation of a GenBank genome assembly.